This is a messenger RNA of Pseudogymnoascus destructans, 1107 nucleotides long. RefSeq lists its product as uncharacterized. The coding region runs from base 1 to 1107 and encodes 368 amino acids. The record is from RefSeq and is a predicted model, not a curated record. Gene Ontology annotation, biological process: DNA replication, removal of RNA primer. Gene Ontology annotation, molecular function: RNA-DNA hybrid ribonuclease activity; magnesium ion binding; nucleic acid binding. NCBI's taxonomy places the organism in Eukaryota, Fungi, Ascomycota, Leotiomycetes, Thelebolales, Thelebolaceae. The transcript is spliced from 3 exons.
AUGGCUGCAUUGGGAGGGAAGGGCGUGCCAGAGUCGGCGUCUAAGAAGAGGAAAGCUGCCAACCAGCCCAAAUUUUACGCUGUGCGGGCUGGUCGUCACCCGGGCGUCUACUCGGAUUGGAACGAGUGCAAGGAGAGCAUUACCGGUUUCAAAGGCGCCAGCUUCAAAUCGUUCUCAACUCGAUCCGAAGCAGAGGCAUUUGUAUCUGGGAGAGAGUCGAAUUCAGGCCCCUCUGCUCCUAUUGGAGAAACUCGUUUCUAUGGCGUGGCGAGUGGCCACAAUCCUGGUGUAUAUACCGACUGGACGACUGCUCAAGAGCAGAUAAAGGGAUGGAAGCUACCUAAAUACAAAAGGUUCAGCACAAGAGGUGAGGCGGAAGCGUUUGUUCAAGCUGGCGGCCGCCCUGGCAAGGUGGAUUCAGGCACCACAGAAUUGAUAGAUGAAGACGAACAACCCGAAGAUUUGGAUGACGAAGUGUCGGAAGCUGAGAGCCCGACGGUGCCAUUAAAGAGGAAAAAAACCUCUCCUGUGGCCUCGGUCGACCAGACCAAGACCAGUCAAAAUACAGUCCAGAUAGCAGCCACAACCUCGGCUGCUAAGUCUCGUGCCGCCGAUGCCAAGUCGAAGCCUCUCAGUAUAUAUACAGAUGGCAGCAGUUUGGCCAAUGGAAAGGUGGGAGCUGUUGCUGGAGUUGGUGUGUUUUUUGGGGAUGGAGAUGAUAGGAACAUUUCCGAGGCAUUGGAGGGUGAACUUCAAACCAACCAAAGGGCCGAACUUACGGCCAUUUUGCGUGCGCUUGAGAUUGCGCCAAUGCACCGUGAAGUCCACAUCUACACAGACAGCAACUACAGCAUAAACUGUGUGACGACCUGGUUUAAGAAGUGGGAGACGAAUAGCUGGUUAACCUCAACCAACCAGCCCGUUAUGAACAAGGACCUGGUCGUAGACAUUCUUGCGAGGAUCAGGGAACGGCAAGGACAUGGAUCCGGCACAAUUUUCAACUGGAUCAAAGGCCAUUCAAAUGAUCCGAGUAACGAGGCGGCCGAUAGGUUAGCUGUUAGUGGCGCCCAACGGGCCCAGGCACGGAGGAGGCAGAACAAAUCCUGA